UUAUUUUGCGUGAUUUUAUAAUCAAUCUAUGAGAUUCGUUACUUGAUUAGUGUUACAAACAUUUGAUAUGAUCAUAUUUGUUCGUCCCUGUCCCUACUUCAUUAUUGUUAUUCAGUAUGAACAAAAAUACGACACAAAUUUCAUUGUGUCGUGUUCAUACUAUUAUGCAUCAAAUUUUGUAAUGGGACUGACAGCUCAUGGCAUACCAUUCUAGUUGGAAUUUCAAAACCUGGAAUGUGUCCAGGAGAAAGCUUGAAGAUGCAUGAUUGUAGUUCAAUCUUGGGAGAAAGUUCGGGAGACAAGUAUUGAACAAACGCUGCCAAAUCAGGAGCGUAGUUAUGCCCACAGAAUAAUAUAUAUUGGAACUUGAAAAGUAAUAAGAACACAAAAAAUCUCAGGAAAACUGCUAACACCCGCACCCAUCAAUUAAGACGAUUCUUUGGUUGUUAGUUUACAAUAUUUUAAUUUCAAGACAACUCGUCUUCAGUGAUUGCAUACAUAAUAGUCUGGAAUCGCUUGAUCCACAUUUUGCCUAUUUCCCUACAUUCUAUUUUCCUCUGUAUCCUACAUCUUAGACAAUGGCGGAGGGAACCUUGCCCAACAACCAACUGACUUUGGUGAAAUACGACAACCCCACUCUGGUCACCACUCAUGACAAAAAAGCUCAGAAACGACACCUUCAGGCGAUGGGAGGUCGUCCAACUACCCCCGGGUUCCCGCAAGCACCCAACAUUCCUGGCCUUUCUGGACCUGGAAAUGUGUGUCAGGAUGCUGGAAUGAGCAAGAAGGAAACGGAAGAAAUUUUAAAUGCGAUCCUUCCACCCAAAGAAUGGGAAGAAGAAGGAAAAUUGUGGAGGCAAAUGGUUUCAAGCGUUCCAGCCACUCGGGUGGACGUCAUAAAUCUUCAGGAACAUUUAGAUAUGCGGCUGAAGCAACGCCAGGCUCGCGAAACCGGGAUUUGUCCAAUUCGUCGAGAGCUGUAUUCGCAAUGUUUCGAUGAACUGAUUCGUCAAGUGACCAUCAAUUGUGCUGAAAGAGGUUUGCUCCUUCUCCGCGUUCGUGACGAGAUCCGAAUGACCCUGGCAGCCUACCAAGCUCUGUACGAAAGCUCCACGGCGUUUGGAAUGCGAAAAGCACUGAUGGCAGAAUCAGGGAAGGCCGAACUUGAAAUGAAAAUCCAAGAAGUUAUCGAGCGCAAAGAGAAUUUAGAACGAGACACUCAAGAACUUCGAAUUAAAAUUGAACAACUUGAGAGAAAGUACAAUGAGCAAAAAGAUGCUGAAGAGAAGAAGCAUGCAGAAGAAAUCCAAUUCCUCAAAAGAGCUAAUCAACAGUUGAAGCAACAAUUGGAAAGCAUCAUUGCACCAAAGAAAGGAGGAUAACAAUACUGCAAUCAAUCCUGUUAUUGUAGAAAUUUUAGCGAUGAACUGUCAAGCAAUAUGAGCAAAAAUUUUUCAUUUUUACGGUUUGGAAUAUUUAUGCAAUCAUUGAUGGUGCGAAUAAUAAAUAAAUG
Messenger RNA from Folsomia candida, 1513 nucleotides. It is a transcript of the gene Dnali1, whose product is annotated as 33 kDa inner dynein arm light chain, axonemal. The transcript is spliced from 6 exons. Gene Ontology annotation, cellular component: axoneme; filopodium. Gene Ontology annotation, molecular function: dynein heavy chain binding. Bases 579 to 1382 code for a protein of 267 amino acids. The record is from RefSeq and is a predicted model, not a curated record. Lineage: Eukaryota; Metazoa; Arthropoda; Collembola; Entomobryomorpha; Isotomidae.